Henningerozyma blattae CBS 6284 is the source of this 891-nucleotide messenger RNA. It is a transcript of the gene IZH1, whose product is annotated as PAQR-type receptor. The record is from RefSeq and is a predicted model, not a curated record. NCBI's taxonomy places the organism in Eukaryota, Fungi, Ascomycota, Saccharomycetes, Saccharomycetales, Saccharomycetaceae. Gene Ontology annotation, molecular function: signaling receptor activity. The transcript has a single exon. The coding region runs from base 1 to 891 and encodes 296 amino acids. Gene Ontology annotation, cellular component: membrane.
AUGUCGAAACAUUCAUUGCAAUUGUGCAAUUUUAAUGACCUGCCCGAUUGGCAAAAGGACAACCCGCUGAUUGUCAACUAUUAUGUCCGAGAAACUAAUUCACUUUUCAAAUCCCUAUGCUCGAUAUUUCUCUUCCAUUCGGAAUCGAUGAAUAUUUUCACGCAUUUGAUUCCUGCGCUAUUGUAUGCGAAAUUCACAUACAACGCUAUAACAACACUGGAACAAGUGUCCUAUCCAAUUGUCUUUUAUUUGAUUUCUGUAAUUAUAUGUUUCUUGCUCAGUUCCCUGUUCCAUCUUUUCAAAUGUACUUCGGUACAAUCCAAUGAGUUCUGGGGCAAGCUGGACUAUGUUGGUAUUUCACUCUUGAUCAACGCGACUAUUGUUUCGAUGGCACUUCUCGGGUUUAACGAGUCGCGUUAUACGAUCAUGAAAAAUACCUUUGUGACUCAAACGAGUUGUUUAACCGCUUAUGUGAUAAUCUUGGCCAUCAAAUCACAUCCGAAGCAAGGAGAAAAUGAAGAUGACAACGAUGGUACUUUGUCGGAAGAUGAUGAUUGCUGUUGUGAUGACCAUAAGGGAACUCGAGCAAAAUUGUUUGCCUCGCUGGGUCUUUCCGGAUUGAUCCCCGUGAUCACAGGUCUUUACAUCUACGGCCCGAAAGUCGUUUAUUACAAGAUAAACAUACCCAUGGUUAUUGCCUCUGUGCUGUGUUAUAUUGUGGGGACACUCAUCUACGUGUUCAAAAUACCCGAGAAGUUUUAUCCCGGAAGAUUCGACCUUGUUGGUUCUAGCCACCAAUUGUUCCAUAUCUUUAUUGUCUUUGGCACAGUCUGCCAUUACCAUGCCAUCCAAACUGCAAAGAAUUUUGCCCUUAAUCAAGCCUCGACUUAA